AGGGUCUGUCUGUCGCCAGGCUGGAGUGCUGUGACGCGAUCUCGGCCCACUGCAACCUCCGACUCCCAGACUCAGGUCAUCUUCCCACCCCAGCAUCCCGACAAGCUGGGACUACAGCUGCAGCUGUCACCUCCACCUCCUCUGGGAAGUCUUCCCUGAACUUCCACUGGGUCAGUGGCCUCUUCUGGGACCCAGGGCUGCUGUCUCUUUCCCUCCAGCAACACUGUGAGACCCUCAAUGUCGUCUGCACCUCAAAUGCACCCUCCUAACAGUGCAUACGGUCAACAGGAUUAUUCACUCACUCUACAGUUCAUGUAGUCUAUUCUCUAUGGUGGACUCUGUGUUAGGCACUAAGGAUUUAGUGGUGAACAAGACCAAGAUGUGGACCCUGCCCUACUGGAGCCCACAAUCUGAUUGGGAAGAUAGAAAGUUAACAACAAUGAUGUCCAGCAAGGUGACCAUCAGUGGUGACACUGGGCAGGCCCGCCAGGCAGUGGAGCAGCUCCGGAUGAAGGUGGGCAUCGACCGAGUGAAGGUGAGGGUCGGGGCCGGUGCAGGAGGUGGGAAGAGGUGGAAACACAUGGGCCAGGGGACAGGUACAUGCCCGUGUCUGGUCUGACUGACCCAGUUGGUCUGCAGGUGUCAGCUGGCCGCCGAUCUGCUGCAGUUCUGCACAGAGCAGGCCAAGAGCGACCCCUUCCUUGUAGGCAUCCUGGCCGCCACCAACCCCUUCAAGGAAAAGAAGCCCUGUGCCAUCCUAUGAACCCAGGACAAUGCCACCCUGUGGCCUGGGCAAACCAGGGGACCUCAAUAAACAUGAAGUGAAUACUU
Messenger RNA from Piliocolobus tephrosceles (Ugandan red Colobus), 831 nucleotides. RefSeq names its product G protein subunit gamma 14 (gene GNG14). Gene Ontology annotation, molecular function: G-protein beta-subunit binding. Gene Ontology annotation, cellular component: heterotrimeric G-protein complex. NCBI's taxonomy places the organism in Eukaryota, Metazoa, Chordata, Mammalia, Primates, Cercopithecidae. The record is from RefSeq and is a predicted model, not a curated record. Gene Ontology annotation, biological process: G protein-coupled receptor signaling pathway.